AUGGGAAGUGGUGGUGGUCGAGACUGUGAAUUUUAUGCCAACAAAACAAUACUGGCGCCGAUGGUCAAAGCUGGUCGAACGCCUUUAAGAGUAUUGGCUUUAGACUAUGGUGCUGAUUUGGUAUACACAGAGGAAAUUGUCGAUCAAAAGCUUCUUUCAUCAAAAAGGAUUAUAAAUGAUGAUCUUGGUACGAUAGAUUAUGUGAUUGAGGAUAAUGUUGUUCUGCGAAUUGCAAAAGCUCGAGAAGCCGGCAAAUGUGUUUUGCAAGUGGUCCUGAUGUUUUUAUUUAAAAGUUGUGGUAAUGAUGUCGCUGCAAUUGAUGUGAAUAUGGGCUGCCCCAAACCAUUCUCGAUUGCCGGAGGAAUGGGCGCGGCUCUUUUAACUAAACCGGAAGAAAUUUUGUCAUCUUUAGUGGAAGUAUCUUCAUUACCCGUUUCUUGUAAAAUACGUGUUUUGGAUAAGCGAGAAGAUACGCUAGAAUUUGUGCGAAUGAUCGAGAGAUGUGGCGUUUCUGCGAUUGGUGUUCAUGGUCGUCGUAAAGAUGAGCGUCCAGCAAACAAAAACCGUCUUGACGAAAUUCAUGAAAUCGCGCGACUACUAAAUAUCCCAGUCAUUACAAACGGUUCAUCUUCCGAGAUUUUAACUUAUGAGGAUAUCGAGAAAAUCCGAGCAAUAAGUGGUUCAAGUAGCAUAAUGAUCGCACGAAAGGCAUUAGCGUAUCCCAGUAUAUUCUCUUCAAUUGGUUUAGCCACAAAGGAUGAAGAAAUUAAAAACUUUUUAAAACUGGCUUGCGAAUUCGAUGAGAAUUUCACAGCAACGAAAUAUGUCAUACAAAGAAUAUUAGGAAGUGAACAAGAAUUUGAUCCUCGUGGUCGCGCAACACUUGCAGCAGGUGAUGUUCGCGAGAUUUGCAGAGCUUGGUCGCUUGAACACGAAUUUUAUAAGAUCCGUGGACGAUAUAUUUAUAAAGACGAUCUUGAAACUGGUAUCACACAUAUCAAUGCUACUUUCCCUCUCAAAAGGUUAAAGAAUGGAUCAGGAAAACUAACGCCGAAAUGCGUUCUAAACGCUUGGUGCGAUGAAUUUCGUAUUAAAAGACCAAUUUACGAUUGCCUACGGUCUAAAGAUAAGCGUUUUCAAGCGAUAAUCGAAGUUAAUGGUCGAAAGUUCCUUUCGAAUAUCGGUCAACCAAACAAAAAAAUGGCAGAACAGGUGAAAAUUUUAUAUGCAGAAUUUCUCUGUAAAAAAAAGAAUAAUAUUUAA
Dracunculus medinensis (Guinea worm) is the source of this 1263-nucleotide messenger RNA. NCBI's taxonomy places the organism in Eukaryota, Metazoa, Nematoda, Chromadorea, Rhabditida, Dracunculidae. The record is from the annotation of a GenBank genome assembly.